Molecule: messenger RNA, 3879 nt
Organism: Cavia porcellus (domestic guinea pig)
Lineage: Eukaryota; Metazoa; Chordata; Mammalia; Rodentia; Caviidae
Gene: Llgl1
Product: LLGL scribble cell polarity complex component 1
Exons: 23
Coding region: 97-3297 (1066 amino acids)
Biological process (GO): regulation of establishment or maintenance of cell polarity; regulation of Notch signaling pathway; establishment of spindle orientation
Cellular component (GO): cortical actin cytoskeleton; cytoplasm; plasma membrane
Molecular function (GO): GTPase activator activity; myosin II binding
Source: RefSeq, a predicted model, not a curated record
GGCCGCCUGGCGCCCUGCCCGCGCCUCAGGACCGGCGGGGCGGCGCGGCGCAUCCUGCGGGCGGCGGCGGCGGAGGCGCCGGCAGCCGGGCGCAAGAUGAUGAAGUUUCGGUUCCGGCGCCAGGGCGCCGACCCGCAGCGCGAGAAACUCAAGCAGGAGCUCUUCGCCUUCAACAAGCCUCCCUCCCCACAGACCGUGGAGCAUGGAUUCCCUAAUCAACCCAGCGCCCUGGCCUUCGACCCUGAACUUCGAAUCAUGGCCAUUGGCACCAGGUCUGGGGCCGUCAAGAUCUAUGGCGCACCUGGUGUGGAGUUCACAGGCCUACACCGAGAUGCAGCCACUGUUACCCUGAUGCAUUUCCUGCCUGGCCAGGGCCGCCUCCUGACUCUGUUGGAUGACAGUAGUCUGCAUCUGUGGGAGAUCACCCAUCAUAAUGGCUGUGCCCACUUGGAGGAGGUGCUCAGUUUCCAGCCACCCAGCCGGCCCAGCUUUGAAGGUGUCAGUGUGCCUGCCAGCCUCACCCGCAUCACGGUGGUCUUGCUGGUGGCUGCUGAUGACAUGGCUGCCCUGGGCACUGAGGGCGGCAGUGUCUUCUUCCUGGAUGUUACCACCUUGACGUUGCUGGAAGGAAAGACUCUUAGCCCAGAUGAAGUUCUGCGCAGUGUACCAGAUGACUACAGGUGUGGAAAGACUCUAGGCCCUGUGGAGUCGCUCCAGGGACACCUCAUGGACCCUACCAAGAUCCUCAUUGGGUAUAGCCGAGGCCUGCUGGUCAUUUGGAAUCAUCCUGCUCGGUGUGUGGAUCAUAUCUUCUUGGGGAACCAACAAUUGGAGAGCCUGUGUUGGGGGCGGGACGGUGGCACCAUCAUCAGCUCGCACAGCGAUGGCAGCUAUGCCAUCUGGUCUGUGGAAACUGACAGGUCCCUGACGCUGCAGCCCACUGUGGCCACUAUACCCUAUGGCCCCUUUCCCUGCAAGGCCAUCAACAAGAUUCUGUGGCGGAACUGUGAAUCAGGGGGCCACUUCAUCAUCUUCAGUGGUGGCAUGCCUCGUGCCAGCUAUGGUGACCGCCACUGUGUGAGUGUGCUUCGAGCUGAGACACUGGUGACGUUGGACUUUACCUCCCGCAUCAUUGACUUCUUCACGGUGCACAGCACAGGGCUAGAGGAUGACUUCGACAACCCACGGGCCCUAGCCGUGCUGCUAGAGGAGGAGCUGGUGGUGCUUGAUCUGAAGACACCUGGCUGGCCGGCUCUGCCUGCCCCCUACCUGGCCCCGCUGCACUCAUCUGCCAUCACCUGCUCUGCCCAUGUUGCUAAUGUCCCUGCCAAGCUGUGGGCCCGAAUCGUGAGCGCCGGCGAGCAGCAGAGCCCCCAGCCUGCCUCCAGUGCCUCGAGUUGGCCCAUCACCGGGGGCCGGAACCUGGCUCAAGAGCCAUCACAACGAGGGCUGCUGCUGACAGGCCAUGAGGAUGGUACCGUGCGAUUCUGGGAUGCCUCAGGUGUGGCGCUGCGGCCACUCUACAAGCUGAGCACAGCUGGCCUCUUUCAGACAGACUGUGAGCAUAUGGACAGCCUGGGCCAGGCUGCUGAAGAUGACUGGCCACCCUUCCGCAAGGUGGGCUGCUUUGACCCCUACAGCGAUGAUCCCCGGCUUGGUGUGCAGAAGGUGGCUCUCUGCAAGUACACAGCUCAGAUGGUGGUGGCUGGCACUGCAGGCCAGGUGCUGGUGCUGGAGCUCAGUGACAUGCCAGUGGAGCAGGCAGUCAGCGUGGCCAGUGUAGACCUCCUCCAGGACCGUGAGGGCUUCACGUGGAAGGGCCAUGAGCGGCUGAGUCCACGUACGGGGCCACUCCUGUGGCCUGCUGGCUUCCAGCCCCGUGUGCUGGUGCAAUGCCUGCCCCCAGCUGCUGUCACCGCUGUCACACUUCAUGCAGAGUGGAGCCUUGUGGCCUUUGGCACUAGUCAUGGCUUUGGCCUUUUUGACUAUCGGCGCAAGAGCCCAGUGCUGGCCAGGUGCACCCUUCACCCAAACGAUUCCCUGGCUAUGGAGGGGCCUCUGUCUCGAGUGAAGUCCCUCAAGAAGUCACUGCGCCAGUCUUUCCGGCGUAUCCGCAAGAGCCGAGUCUCAGGCAAGAAGCGAGCUGCUAAUGCCAACAGCAAGUUGCAGGAGGCCAACGCCCAACUGGCAGAGCAAGCCUGUCCCCAUGAUGUGGAGAUGACACCUGUGCAGCGCCGCAUCGAGCCUCGCUCUGCUGACGACUCCCUCUCAGGUGUUGUUCGAUGCCUGUACUUCGCUGACACGUUCCUUCGAGAUGCGGCCCACCAUGGGCCCACAAUGUGGGCCGGCACCAACUCGGGCUCUGUGUUUGCCUAUGCACUGGAGGUGCCAGCAUCCAUGGCAGGCAGUGAGAAGCGGCCCGAGCGGGCAGUGGAGGCUGUGCUGGGCAAGGAGGUACAGUUGAUGCAUCGGGCACCAGUAGUGGCCAUCGCUGUGUUGGACGGACGCGGCCGCCCACUGCCUGAGCCCUAUGAGGCCUCUCGGGACUUGGCACAAGCGCCAGACAUGCAGGGUGGGCAUGCCGUGCUCAUCGCAUCUGAGGAACAGUUCAAGGUGUUCACACUGCCCAAGGUGAGCGCCAAGACCAAGUUCAAGCUGACAGCCCAUGAGGGCUGUCGUGUGCGCAAGGUAGCCCUGGCCACGUUUGCUAGUGUGGCCUGUGAGGACUAUGCUGAGACCUGCCUGGCCUGCCUCACUAACCUGGGAGACGUGCAUGUCUUCUCCGUGCCUGGCCUGCGGCCCCAGGUGCACUAUUCCUGUAUCCGAAAGGAGGACAUCAGUGGCAUCGCCUCGUGUGUGUUCACACGCCACGGCCAGGGCUUUUACCUGAUUUCUCCAUCAGAGUUUGAACGCUUCUCUCUGAGUGCCCGAAACAUCACAGAGCCACUCUGCUCUCUGGACAUCCGCUGGCCCCGUGAUGCCACCCAGACCAGGGUCCGAGAGUCACCCAAGCUGAGCCAGGCUAACGGGACCCCAAGCAUCAUCCUGGCCCCACAGAGCCAUGAUGGAAGCCCUGAUCCUGCCCACAGCAAGAGCGCUGAUACCCCAGAGCUGCCUGAGGCCACACUCUCACCCAUGUCCAUUGACUCAGCUACCAGCGCUGACACUACUCUGGACACGACAGGGGAUGUCACAGUGGAGGAUGUGAAGGAUUUCCUGGGCUCUGAGGAGUCAGAGAAGAAUCUGAAGAACCUUGCAGAAGAUGAGCCUCAUGCGUGUACCAUCCUGAUCAAAUGAGGAAGGUCAGCAUGAUCCCAGCCAUCUCUUGCCUUGCUCGGAGCUGGUGUCCUGGAUCCCUGGCUUCUGCCUGGUUCCUUAACAUAGACCCGUAUCUGCUAACCUGUGAACUCCAGUGGACCUGCCAUCCUGUCCCCACCCAGCUGGGCCACGGAGAGUCGUGGGCCUCUCCCUGGAGCCUCUUGACCAGGCUUGCUCAACCUUCCCAGGGCAAGUGGCUGCCCUAGGGCUGCUGCCUAGGGAGGGCAGAUAGGGCUGAACGUCAGGCACCUCGCAUCCCACACACACCCGUUUCUCUCCCUUUGCAAAGAGUAUUUUUCUAAUGCCUGUGCUGGGCUGGACAGUCGUUUCUAAAACUAUUUUGGUACUUGCCACUGAGCCAGCCCUCAGCCUAUGUGUGUAUGAUGGGGAGCCCUGCUGGGCAUCUCAGCUGUGAUAUAUGUGUGUUGGGGGGUCAGGAUGGGCUUUCCUGUAGAUCAUACCUUGAAUUUUUUUCUGGCCUUUUUUUAAAGUUAGUGUUGUUUUAAUAUUAAGAAUACUGAUUUUUAAUAUUGAAAAUAAAAGCAUUUAAUAUCUCUUAAA